GAACUUGGCCUCUGGAAAUGUUCUAGCUCCUCAGGGGCGAAGUCCCUUUCGAACGAGUUAUGACAGAUUUCGUUGGACCUUUAUCUCGAAAUGGAAAGCAUGCCGUCUGAUCAAACCCUAUCAGGACGCCAUCCCACGUUGCAGGACCAUGGGGGAUGCCGGGAUGGUGGUGCGCAUGGACCAUCUCGGGCUCCCAAUCGAGUUGGAGGACGGACCGAAUAUCGAUUAGCGAUCCUCCACGAUGUCACCUACUUUGCCCCAUUGAUGGGAGAGGCGCUGGCAGAUUGGUCGGUUGACAAAUUUCCGGAGGCUGUCCUGUACCCAAGUUGUGGAGCGGAGAUGAAGAGACGACGGACUCGCGCGAUAGGGUACAUUCGGAUCUACAACGUUGUAUGUGUGAGAUGGGGAUGCCGAAACAGAAUACAGCAAGUACCUCAAUGUCAGUCCGUGAAGGAUGGUCCAAUAUUGUACCCAGAGAGAAUAGGAUUCUGAUGUACAAUAUUUAGUGCCAUUGAGGCAUUUAAGCCGUUGCCAUGGUCAAUUUGGCUUGAAAGGCGUAUUGAUCGAGAGGAAGGCCAGCACGGGUGGUCGAUGAAUGAUGAACUUGAGAUUGCGGAUUGUGGUAGGGUAUGAUGUAUCUGUCUGAUAGAGGAUUCUCGUAGAAGACAGUGGUUCAGUCCUAGUCCAAACUGGACUGCUACUGUGGCAGUCUUCGCCGGUUUUCAUGGUAGUAAACGUAGUGAUGGUGUUCGUUAAUGUUGCUGCGAUCUAGUAGAGCAAGUCAGGUAUAAAAUAGGUGGGGAAAGGGAGCAGUCAAUGUUAAGUGUGGCCACAGAGAG
Messenger RNA from Exophiala dermatitidis NIH/UT8656, 839 nucleotides. RefSeq lists its product as hypothetical. The coding region runs from base 91 to 492 and encodes 133 amino acids. NCBI's taxonomy places the organism in Eukaryota, Fungi, Ascomycota, Eurotiomycetes, Chaetothyriales, Herpotrichiellaceae. The transcript has a single exon. The record is from RefSeq and is a predicted model, not a curated record.